CUACGUUCUUGAUAAGUAUUUUUAAAAUACAGUUUCUAAUGCAAUUAAAGCAUGUAUAUUUAUGAUUGUCGAACACUAAUAUAAUUUUUAAAUAUGUAUUCUUUUGCAAAAUAUAAAUGUAUUAAAGCUAUAUCAAGACCUUAUAUGCUCCGAAAUGUGAGUAAAGUGGCAUCUGAAAUCCGAAUUUAUGAAGUUGGGCCAAGAGAUGGACUUCAGAAUGAAUCUAAAUUUGUGCCAACAGAUAUUAAACUUGAACUAAUCAACAGACUUGCAGCAGCUGGUAUAAAAGAUAUAGAAUCUACAAGCUUUGUUAGCCCAAAAUGGAUAAAACAAAUGAGUGAUAGUGUAGAUGUAAUGAAGAAUCUCAAAAGAGUGCCUGGCGUCAAUUACCCAGUUCCAGUUCCAAAUCUUAAAGGCUAUUACAUUGCUAAAGAAUGUAAUGUAGAAGAAGUGGCAAUAUUCCCUGCUGGCUCAGAAGGAUUCUCUCAGAAGAAUUUAAACUGUUCAGUUAAAGAAAGCUUACAACGGUUCAAAGAAGUUGCUGUUCAAGCUGUACGGGAUGGUCUAAGAGUUAGGGGCUAUGUGUCGUGUGUUGUGGGUUGCCCAUAUGAUGGACCAAUCAGCCCAAAAGUUAUUGCCAAGAUAACAGAAGAGCUACUGGAUAUGGGAUGCUACGAAGUGUCGCUCGGUGACACAAUAGGGGUCGGCACGGCCGGCUCUAUCCAGCGUCUAUUACGUGAAGUUUUGCAAGUGGCAUCACCGGACAAGCUUGCUCUACACUUCCACGAUACGUACGGCCAAGGAUUGUCUAAUUUGUUAGCUGGUUUGGAGUUUGGUAUCAAGACGGUCGACUCUUCGAUCUCUGGCCUCGGCGGAUGUCCAUAUGCACGCGGGGCGAGUGGCAACUUAGCCACAGAGGAUCUAGUCUACUUCCUGUAUGGUCUGGGAGUCAAUACAAACAUCGAUUUAGUACAACUCAUCGAGACGGGUCGAUACAUUUCAAAUUUUUUGGGCAAACCAACAGAAUCUAAAGUAAAUAGGGCCUUAGGAGAUAGGUUCAAAAGUCACAAUGAUAUUGUAAAAGUAGCGGCUUGCGACGUUAAUUAAUCUAGUGGUCUACCAUGAAAUGAAAUUCCGAAUUUUCUAGCUCAAUUUCGUGUUUUGUUCGUAACGAAAUGGACCCAGUAAAUGGAGCUUAACGUUUCGUUGAUCAUAAAUCUUAUCCUAAUAGUCCAGAGGAACGAUAUUUUAACAUUUUUAAUAAUUUUAAACGGCAUGUAUUAUGUAAUUUUAACAUCAAAUUUCUAUUUCAUUCGCCCCAAAUUUUCCGAAAAUAUUUCAUGGUAGGCCCUCAGAAUGUAAAUUCUCUACUUGUAAACAAAGCAAUACAAAGGUGAGUACAUAUACCUACAUAUAGUUUUAUAAAUAUGUAUUCUACAUGUGCCUGUUUUUAUACAAAUAAAAUUUAUAUUUUUAAA
Messenger RNA from Galleria mellonella (greater wax moth), 1478 nucleotides. RefSeq names its product hydroxymethylglutaryl-CoA lyase, mitochondrial (gene Hmgc). Gene Ontology annotation, biological process: L-leucine catabolic process; ketone body biosynthetic process. NCBI's taxonomy places the organism in Eukaryota, Metazoa, Arthropoda, Insecta, Lepidoptera, Pyralidae. Gene Ontology annotation, molecular function: hydroxymethylglutaryl-CoA lyase activity. The record is from RefSeq and is a predicted model, not a curated record. Bases 94 to 1107 code for a protein of 337 amino acids. The transcript has 6 exons.